AUGCUCUUCAACGCCCAAACCGCAAUAUCCACGUCAGCGGUCCUCCUCGUCCCCUACUACAGCUGGCACGUCCCCCGCUACCACGAAUGGAUGCAAGACGAGGAAAUCCAAGAAGCCACCGCUUCGGAACCUCUCACUUUGGAGGGCGAAUACGCUAUGCAGCGCAGCUGGCGCAAUGAUGCUGAUAAGCUUACGUUGAUUGUUUGUCUGCCUCAACCACAUCAUCAACAACAACAACAGCAGCAGCAGCAGCAUCAACAACCAGAAGGAGAGCAAAACCACUGCCAUCACCAACUAAACGUAGAAGACGACAGUCCCCCGCGCAUGCUAGGCGACAUCAACCUCUUCCUGCGCGUCGAAGAAGACUCCGACGCCGAAGAAGAAGACCUCAAAGCCGAGAAAGCCCGAGACCGACUGGACCCGGGCCCGCGCAUCGCCGGCGAAGUCGAGCUCAUGAUCGCCGAGAAGAAGAACCAGGGCCGCGGGUUCGGCCGCGCCACGCUGCUGUCGUUUCUGCGGUACGUCGCUGCGCACGAGAGCGAGAUUGCGCACGAGUUUAUCGGCAGUGAGGAUCCGUCUGUGAGGGGGUUUUUGGAGCGUGGGGGCGGCCGAGGCUGUCGCGGUUGA
Aspergillus campestris IBT 28561 is the source of this 627-nucleotide messenger RNA. RefSeq lists its product as uncharacterized. The record is from RefSeq and is a predicted model, not a curated record. Gene Ontology annotation, molecular function: N-acetyltransferase activity. Gene Ontology annotation, biological process: protein acetylation. Lineage: Eukaryota; Fungi; Ascomycota; Eurotiomycetes; Eurotiales; Aspergillaceae. The coding region runs from base 1 to 627 and encodes 208 amino acids. The transcript has 3 exons.